CAGGAAGCACAGGGAAUCAAAAAAGGAAGGGACUGCGGGGACCGGGUCCAGCCCCCUUUUGCGUUCCUCUCACGUUGGGAUGGAUGUUUUUUUAAUUGCGAUUGAAUCGUGCGGUGCAGCGCUAGACGGGUUGCAAGUCGGAAGCGACGCCUUUUGACAACGGCUCCCUAAUUCCCGAGGCGAUCGCUCCUGCUGAUAUGUGAGCUCGCUCUCGGGCCUCGGCCUCCCUUUGGUUGCAGAAGUAAAGUUUAUCGUAAAUCAAGAACCCUGAUAAACACAGAAAAAAACUUCUUUUGCAGGAAUGAGGUUUUACCAUACCUGCAAGCUACCUGGAAGAAUUAUGGGUAUCCGGCUACUUCACUUUUCUUCUAUAGUGAUUUUUUUGCUGCUUCUGGUGGCAGGUGCAUUAACAGCUUUACUACCUAAUAUUAAGGAAGAUAAAAUGCUCACUUUGCGAAGGGAGAGAAAAUCCCAAAGCCAGUUGGCUUCAGAUUCAUUUACUCUUAUUAUGCAGACAUACAAUAGAACAGACUUACUCUUGAAGCUUUUAAAUCACUAUCAAGCAAUGCCUCACCUGCAAAAAGUGAUAGUUGUGUGGAAUAAUGUUGGGGAGAAAGCACCUGAAGAAACAUGGAAUACUUUGGGACCUCAUCCUGUCCCUGUCAUCUUCAAAGUGCAAACAGUAAAUCACAUGAGGAAUAGACUUCAGGUUUUCCCGGAGCUGGAAACAAAAGCUGUUUUGAUGAUGGAUGAUGAUACCCUAGUUAGCGCCUAUGACCUAGUUUUCGCUUUCUCCAUUUGGCAGCAAUUUCCAGAUCAGAUUGUUGGAUUUGUUCCCAGAAAGCACAUCCCCAGCCCUGCAGGGAUUUUCAGCUAUGGGAGUUUUGAACUUCAGGGUCCUGUCAUUGGUAAUGGAGACCAAUAUUCAAUGAUCCUAAUAGGAGCUGCCUUCUUCAACAGCGCAUAUCUAGAACUUUUUCAAAAGCAGCCUGAAGCUGUGCACGCCAUGAUCGAUGAGACUCAAAAUUGUGACGAUAUCGCCAUGAAUUUCUUGGUAGCCAAGCAUAUUGGAAAGCCAUCGGGUAUGUUUGUGAAGCCAGUAGACAUCAGGAAUUUAGAAAAAGAAAGCAACAGUGGUUAUUCUGGGAUGUGGCACCGGGCAGAACACUUGCUGCAAAGGUCCUACUGCCUUAAUAAAUUGGCUAGCAUCUACGGCAACAUGCCUUUAAAAUAUUCUAAUAUUAUGAUUUCCCAGUUUGGUUUUCCAAACUAUGCUAAUCACAAGAAUAAAGUAUAAGAAUAUGCUCCAGUAAAUGCUUCAACGUGCUUCUCAGCAAUUCAAAUAAUAUAUCAAGUAGGGAAGUCUGUAAAGAAAUCUGUAGGGUACUCAUUAUUUGGAGCUAAUUUCUGCAAGAGCUCUUUGGGGAUGUAAAGUCUGGGUGAUACAUUCCAUCUCUUGUACUCAGCAUGUGAAAGCUUUUUAUUUGGCUUUGCUAUUUAUCCCCAUUUCAGACAACCUCUCCUCCCACCCACCCCAAACAUUUGAA
Molecule: messenger RNA, 1547 nt
Organism: Ahaetulla prasina
Lineage: Eukaryota; Metazoa; Chordata; Lepidosauria; Squamata; Colubridae
Gene: EXTL2
Product: exostosin like glycosyltransferase 2
Exons: 5
Coding region: 302-1297 (331 amino acids)
Cellular component (GO): membrane
Molecular function (GO): glycosyltransferase activity
Source: RefSeq, a predicted model, not a curated record